Molecule: messenger RNA, 759 nt
Organism: Vavraia culicis subsp. floridensis
Lineage: Eukaryota; Fungi; Microsporidia; Pleistophoridae
Exons: 1
Coding region: 1-759 (252 amino acids)
Biological process (GO): transmembrane transport; water transport
Cellular component (GO): membrane
Molecular function (GO): water channel activity
Source: RefSeq, a predicted model, not a curated record
AUGCCACUAUCAAUCCAAUACUCAAAGAUUCAGUCUUACAUCGCAGAAUGCGCAUGUUCCUUCAUUUUUGGCUUUACGGUGUAUUCUGCCAUUCUGACAACCACGCUCAACGGCAUAGUUGCGGGCCCGAUACUGAUAGGACUAUCGAUCGGGUUUGUCAGUGUGGUGAUCAUAUUCCUGUUUGUGGACGUGACACUUGCACAUUUUAAUCCUGCUAUAACAUUUGCAGCUGUGAUUUUUCGUAAGGUGCCGAUAAUAAGCGGCUUCUUCUACAUCAUUGCGCAAGGCAUCGGAUUCAUGAUUGCCUCUUUGGUCGUGCAGGGAUGCUUUCCCGGAUCGUUCAGGCCGUUGAUGAAUAUCAUACGGCCUAAACAGGCCGAUGACGCGACAACAGGAGAAGUGAUAUGCAUCGAAAUGUUUCUUACCGGCAUACUCGUUUUUUCGGUGUUCGCCAUGGCAGCGAAUCCAUACAAAAAGCAGAAAGAAGAAAGGGACAAGAGAGAGCUUCAAAUUGAUCCGAGCGAGAGCAAAAUACCAGACAGGAGCAUGUUUGCGCCGGUGGUUAUCGGGCUGACGCUCGGAUUCCUGGGGUAUCUUGGCGGAUCAACGUCUGGCGGUGCGUUCAAUCCAGGAAUUGUUUGGGCGCCGGUGCUUUUUAGUGGUCACUGGGGUGAUUCGUGGAAGUACUGGGUUGGUGAAUUUGUUGGUGGGUUUGGCGGUGCACUCAUACAGGUUAUCCUGUUCUAUCCAUUUUAUUAG